UCUAUGCUGCUGCUGCUGCUGCUUCUUUCCUCCAUAUUUUAACCAGUGUUUCUGAGUCCGUUUGCGCUCCAGUAAGGUCUGAUGGGCGCGCUGUGGACCACCCCUCACUGCGGUGCAGUAGUGAAGGAUAAAUAUAUCCCCCUCCUCCUCCUCCUCCUUUCGUUGAGUCCGCAACAUCCUGACUGGCCGAGGCUGGCGAUCAGGCAGCGGCAGCGGCAAAGCCCCCCUCAAGACGGAUGAAUUAGAAAACCCGCUGUAGCCACCCCUGUUUUUCCUUUUAUUUGUUUUGUAAUUUGAAGACCCUGGCAACAUCAUCUUAACAGUGUGAAGCGGAUACAAGAUUCACCAUGGGGAUCAAGGCUGCCCUCCCCAGAUAUGAGCUGUAUCUCUACACAGCAGUGCUCGGCGUAGCCUUGAUAUGGGCAGGCAGUUGGAUAUUUGAAGCUUCAAGUGAGAACGUAAACAGAAAGGCCUUUAAAGAAAGUGUGAAACCAGGAUGGCAUUACUUUGGCAGGAAAAUGGAUGUUGCGGACUUCGAAUGGAUUAUGUGGUUCACUACAUUCCGCAAUCACAUUCUUUUUGCUCUCGCCGGUCAUGUGAUCUUUGCCAAGAUAUUCUCCCUCAUUGCUCCAAAGAUUGGUAUAGAUGGAAGUAAGCACAGAUCCUUGAUCUUUGCCAUAUACGGUGGUUUGGCGGUCCUGGUCACCAUGGGCUGGACCUUCAUGGCCCUGGUCGUGUCUCAUUGCUUCGUGCUCUACAGCGUCGCUCUGGUCAAGAGGAAAUGGCUGUGCUUCGCGGCCGGACUCAGCACUUUAGCUUCCAUUAAGCUGGAGCCUUAUAACUCCUGGCAGGAAGCUUUGGUGACCGGAUCGUUCGACCUGCAGGACAUCCUGUUCUACGGAGGCUGUGGGUUCAGCAUCAUACGCUGUAUGAGUUUUGCUCUGGAGAACUGUGAGAAGAAGGAUGGAAACUACACGUUCUGUGAUCUGCUCAAAUACAACUUCUACCUCCCCUUCUUCUUCUUUGGACCCAUCAUGACUUUUGACAGGUUUCAUGCACAGGCCAACAACACCAAGCUGGCCCGUAAGGAGAGGGAGAUGUGGAACAUUACCACCAAAGCCUUGUUGCACCUGGGGGUGAUUCUGUUGGUGGACAUCUUCUUCCACUAUCUCUACAUCUUGACCAUCCCCGGUGACAUGAAGCUGGUCACCAAGCUAUCUGACCCGUGUCUGGCCGGUCUGGCUUAUUUCAACCUGGUCUAUGACUGGGUCAAAGCGGCCGUGAUGUUCGGCGUCAUCAACACUGUGUCGACUCUGGACCACCUGGACCCUCCUCAGCCUCCCAAAUGUAUCACCAUGCUCUAUGUGUUCGCUGAGACGCACUUUGACAGAGGCAUCAAUGACUGGCUGUGCAAGUACGUGUAUGACUAUAUCGGUGGAGAUCACGAUAAAAUCUUCAAGGAGCUUCUGGCAACCUUCUGCACUUUUGCCAUAACCACCCUGUGGCUCGGUCCAUGUGAGCUGGUUUACAUCUGGUCCUUCUUCAACUGUUUUGGCCUCAACUUUGAGCUGUGGGUGGCGAAAUUCUUCUCCCUUCCACCGUUCUCUACCAUUGAGUAUGCUAUGGGUGAAGCCAUGUCUCGUAGGAUCCGUGGUGUGUUCAAUGCUGCCAACUUCUGGGCCAUCGUCCUCUACAACGUCCUCUCCCUCAACAAUUUGGACUUUGCCAAAAUGGUGGGAAGAAGACUGAUUUUCAAAGGUUUCCCUCUGUCCAGCCUCUCUGUCUUGAUGGUGACCUACUGUGGCGUUCAGCUGGUGAAGGAGAGGGAGCGACAACUGGUCCUGCAGGAGGAGGCCGAGCAAGCGAAGGCUGUGGAGGCCAAAGAGAAAGCUGAAUAAACAGACGGACGCACUGAGUUUUACAGACUUCCUGGUCAACCGCCGCUCAAAUUUUGUUCCAUCCUCGGCUGUACGAACUAAACCGAACCAGACUGUAACAUCUAGUCUGCACGUCUAUUGUUCACAAGCCCGUGUUUUUGCUUUUGUCUUUGGGAGGCGAGGCAAUGUUUUGAACUGUGAAAUGUCCUCAAGUGCACUUGCUGUAGAUAAUCGCCAUGUCCUUUGGCACAAACUCACCGAUGGUGCAUUUGUAUUUAUAUUUUAAACAAACAAAAGAUUGUGUAAGAAAAUCAGAGGCCUGGCAAAUAUUUUAAGGUGCAAAUACUGUAUAAAAAAACAGAGAAGUUUAAAGGAGCAACAAAUUCUUGGUUGUCUCCUGUGUUCAUUACAUCACACAAAUUUGGAACUUCUUUUUUUCUUAGUCAAUAUUACUCUUUAUUGUAUUUAAGGUUAGAUGGUGUUUUAAUUUAGGAUACCUAAAACCCUCAUCAUUACAACUUUCAACCAUUCUGAAAGUCAUACUUGAUAAAACUUGAAACCAGGGUGCCACUAAUGGAGUGCAAUGAAGAAACUACAGAAAGGGUGCUGUGGAGACUCUAUAGCUCCACAUUGCUUGCAAGCUGACUGAUGUAUAUUUGCUCUACCGUCACUAAGCUAAGACACAAAUCAGAGUGUCUGUUUAGAAUGUAUUACCAUGAAAAACAUAGAAACUGAAUGUAGUUCAAACACUGACAUGUGUUCACACUGGAAACAGAGAAUAACUGCUUUAGUCCACUACAUACAGGAGGUUAAUGCAGGUAUGACAUGUUCUCCAACUUCUAUCACAUGUUCCACACCUUCAGCAUGUCAAGAUAAGAUGCUAAGAAAAGCAAAAGGCCCAGCAGGGAAUAAAGGUCACCUUAUCCUGCCUGUCAACAAAACCUGCCUGUGUGUCUUCACUGCAGCGGUGGGUUUAGAAGUUCAUGCAGGUUGUGACACCUUUUCUCAUUUUAAGGUUUUUCAUUCAUAUCUAUUUCUUUCAAAUGUUUGACUUGAAAUAAAGUUAUGUUUCAUCUAAAAGUG
Molecule: messenger RNA, 2960 nt
Organism: Sphaeramia orbicularis (orbiculate cardinalfish)
Lineage: Eukaryota; Metazoa; Chordata; Actinopteri; Kurtiformes; Apogonidae
Gene: hhatla
Product: hedgehog acyltransferase like, a
Exons: 13
Coding region: 348-1898 (516 amino acids)
Biological process (GO): negative regulation of N-terminal protein palmitoylation
Cellular component (GO): endoplasmic reticulum
Molecular function (GO): acyltransferase activity
Source: RefSeq, a predicted model, not a curated record